AAAGGCAUGGAUCUUGGGCGAACAUAAUCUGCAAUCGAUUCACAUCACUGUAUUAAGAAAAAAUGAAUAUCCACUAUUCAUCAUCAAUAUUACAAAUGUUUAUAGCAGUAGAUAAAUAUGUUGCUAAGGAACGACUGCCAGUUUUCAAGUAGCAACAGGUUAGACCUGAAAACGAAUGAGAUAGCCGAUCAGUGUUUAUUUAGCCCUAGAGUUAAUUUCGCUUAACCGGUUCAAUUAUCAUUAUGUCUGAUGCUCCACCCGGAGGAACAGCUUUAUGUAUUGGUGAACAAUCAAUGGCAUUGGGGAGUAUAAAGAUUAAAAUUGGAGUUUUAGAAAAAGUUAGCUGACUGGAAGCUAUCUGAACAUUGGAUAAGAGCUACCUGUAUCAUUAUUAUUUCACGCCAGGUAUCAAAAUGCUGACAUAAGGGUUUCUGCUCUGUGAACAAUGUAAAGGCUGUAAUAUGUGACAUGGAUAGCUGCAACAAAGUCUAUGAAGCCGUGGCCAGCAAGAAGGAAUGCAGCAGGUUUUCUGACUCAUUAUGCCACCCCACAUCUUUGAAUAGGGCCUUAGACUCAUUUUAGACAGUUAUGUGAAGCUGUUGGAGACUAUGGUCAAACUCUGUUUGGAGAGGGUUUUUCCUGGAAGAUGAGAUGUGUAGCAGCAGGAUUUGGCUCCCUACCAUACCACCAGAGUCAGAAGUGGUUGUUGGAGAAUUUCUAUGACUUUACCAGUUCCAGUUUCUGGCUGCCUAAUUCCCCCGAUUGUAAUCCCAUGGAUUAACUGUGUGAGGUGCUGUUGAGAAAGGCACCAAUCACUCUACCUGCAACCCCAAGGUCAAGGUGGUGUUCGAAGAUCUUCCCAGGGGCUGAGUGAGAAACACAUGUACCAGGUUACAGAGCGAUAUUGAGGCCAUGGUGGAAGCUGAAGAAAUACCUACUAUUGACAGAGCUUAUAUUGUAAGUGAAAAAAGCUUAUCACUGAUAGCAAAACACAUUAAAAGCGGUUUGACUGUAAUUCGCUUAGGAAUGAUGUUAAAUAUUCCCAACACAGUUAUUUUACGUUAUCUGAUGAGUAUAUGUGGAAAGUAUGGUUUAAGAGAUGCAACUGAAAAAGAAGUUCAUCAAUUGGGAAAAAACUUACUUAUUUAUUGGCUCCGUAUGAAAGAACACAGCAAACAUAAAGAGAAAGCAUCUCUUCUUACAACAGCACUGGUUGAAUGCAGCCUUGAAGGAAUUGCAAAUAUUGUCUUAGAGAACUACAAUAACCAAACAGAAAUAACUGAUGACCAGUUUUUAAGGUAUCAAUAAAUAUUCAGUGUUCACUUACAA
Octopus sinensis (East Asian common octopus) is the source of this 1329-nucleotide messenger RNA. RefSeq lists its product as uncharacterized. The transcript is spliced from 3 exons. The record is from RefSeq and is a predicted model, not a curated record. NCBI's taxonomy places the organism in Eukaryota, Metazoa, Mollusca, Cephalopoda, Octopoda, Octopodidae. The coding region runs from base 913 to 1308 and encodes 131 amino acids.